Spea bombifrons (plains spadefoot toad) is the source of this 957-nucleotide messenger RNA. Its product is annotated as taste receptor type 2 member 40-like. The coding region runs from base 1 to 957 and encodes 318 amino acids. Gene Ontology annotation, cellular component: membrane. The transcript is spliced from 2 exons. Gene Ontology annotation, biological process: detection of chemical stimulus involved in sensory perception of bitter taste; sensory perception of taste; G protein-coupled receptor signaling pathway. Gene Ontology annotation, molecular function: bitter taste receptor activity; G protein-coupled receptor activity. The record is from RefSeq and is a predicted model, not a curated record. NCBI's taxonomy places the organism in Eukaryota, Metazoa, Chordata, Amphibia, Anura, Pelobatidae.
AUGGAUUCUCCCCUCCGUGUGGCGUUAAUAUCGGUGCUGUCCAUUGAGUGCAUUCUGGGGACAGCAUUGAAUGCAUUUAUUGUGACUGUUUGUUUGCUGAAAUGGCUGAGAUGCAAACGCAUGCCAAGCAGCGACAAGAUCUUGCUAUCUCUCAGCUUGUCCAGAAUUUGUCUACAGUGGGCUAACACUUUGCACAAUUUCUUGCGUGCUUCCUUACCCGCUUUAUACACGCAGGUUCGUUUCAGCAGCAUCUUCUUGGUCGUGAGAAUGGUCUUCAACUACUCCAGCCUCUGGCUGGCCACUCUGCUGUGUGUGUUUUACUGCGUGAAAAUUGCAAACUACAGGUCCGCGAUAUUCACCUACGUGAAGGGCAGGAUCUCUGGACUGGUCCCGUGGCUCAUUCUGGCAUCUCUGUUCAUUUCUUUGACUUCAAGUCUUCCACUUGGAUGGUACUCUUUUACCCUUCACGACAAAAAUUCAACCCACGGCAACUCGUCGAGCCAAGAAACGUACUUGGUACAGAAUUUUACAAAUCAGUUCCUUCUGUACUGUUUGCGAUCUUCUCUUCCUUUCGUGAUAUUCUGCGUUGCAGGUUUUCUUUUAAUUAAAUCUCUGUGGGUGCAUACCAGACAGAUGAAAAACGGCGUAGCCAGUCUCCAAAAUGCAAAGUUGGACGUUCACGCCAGUGUGGUGAAAAGUAUGAUCUUCUUUUUCUGUCUCUACCUCGUAUUUUUCAUGGUCAUGAAUUUGAUAUUUUCUGGACUGCUGCCAGUGGGAAGCGUGUGGAUGGUCCUGUGUUCAAUUUUGGUUUCUGCGUAUCCAUUUCUGCAUUCAGCCAUGCUCAUCUAUACCAACAGCAAAUUGAAAGAGUCUUUUGGGAAUCUCCUUUAUCACAUUAAAAAUAAGAAGUUCUGCGACAAGCCAUCGGUUUUAUCUGUUGUUAAACAAAUAUUAUAA